AUGUCAAUCAUUCCGUACAACCCGAACAACGAUGUUUUGUACCACAACCCUGACGAUGGGGUUCUCAUUCUUCAUGAUACUGAACAGAAUUCAAUUCAGUUGCUAUCCACACUAGAUGUAGGUAACAAUGGAUCCCGGUUCAAUGCAAGGUCAUCGUCAAGUAGGUUUGAUAACAACGGGUUUCCUUCUUUCGCUGACGAUGCUGAUAUUCGAAAGUGUCCAAGUUGUGGAUUUACAUGGAACGAGUUUGAGAGUAAGAAUUCAAGACGAAGAAGUUCUGUGGGAGCACCUGCCAUUUCCGACACAAGUAAGAUUCAUGAGUUCGCGAGAGCGUAUCCCAAGCCUUAUAUGCGAACCGACUAUUUCAAAUUAUUGGCUUCGAUGCCCCAUUCCGAGGAGGCAAAACAGAAAGCCAACACUAAAGGCAUCCCUUCUGGAAUCUUCAAUCAAGGGUACUUCAGUCGAUUUUUCAGAAAAGUUGGUCACAAUCCGUUGGGAUCUGGUGCUCGAGCACAAGUUUACAAGGUUGAGCAUGUUUUCAAUGAUAUCGCUUUGGGAACCUACGCUGUGAAGAGAAUAAGUAUUGGUGAUAAAUUUGAACAUUUAGAGCAAGUCUUAAAUGAAGUGUUGAUACUAUAUGAGCUAUCCGCAAAGAGUGCUGGAGAAAACAAUUUGAUUAGGUACAAUCAUGUGUGGUUGGAAUUGGGAGAGUUGGAAGACCUGAGUUCGUUUUUUCUACACACUGGCUGUUCGGAUCCAAGGGGUAGUGGAAAGGUUCCUUACAUGUUUAUAUUACAACAGUAUUGUGAUGGAGGUCAUCUCGAAGGAAUCAUUGAAAAGAAUUUUCCAAUCGAGGAAAGUAUGAGCUAUUCUGAAAAAGUUAAAUUGGAGAAGAAGCGAAGAAAGCUUCAAAGGUUGGGAAAAGAGGAUGACGAGAAGCCCAAAUGGCUUACCAUUUUUGAAAUUUGGAAAUUUUUUCACGACAUCGCUAAUGGAGUGAAUUAUUUGCACAAGAAUGGUAUCUUACAUCGUGACUUGAAACCAUCGAACUGUUUGGCUGAGGAGCAAUACGCUGCCAUUGAUGUGCCAAAGUCAUUUGAAUCAAUCGAUCAAUUUGAAGAAAAGAUGUUCGAAUUGCCGAAAAUUCUAGUUUCUGAUUUUGGUGAAGGUAAAUUUACAGAAAAACACAAAAAUACGAGGUCAAGGAAAGCAAGUAAGAGGGAAGGCAACACUGGUACUUUGGAAUUCACAGCACCGGAGUUAUGGCAAUGUUCGAGUGAUAGUAGACUCAUUAAUGAGUUUUCAUACGACAGUGACAUCUACUCUUUGGGCUUAAUACUUUGUUAUUUGUGCCUUGGCACCUUACCCUUUGCAGACUCACUCAGGGGCGAAACGGAUCCAGAAGUCUGCAGAGAAAUCAUACAAGAUUGGUACAAAACUCUCUCGCGCGAAUCAUUUGGAUCUUGGUUUGAAGAGAUUUUGCAGAAGCGAAAGAGAACCAUGGAUGGUUGCAUGUCUGAUUUUAGAGCCUUGAUAUAUAAGAUGAUCAAGAGUGAUUCUGGUGAAGAAAUCACUAGAAUAAACUCCAAGGAGGUUCUUGUGUGCUUGAAUGAAAUAAAGUGGAAAUGGCUCAUCAAAUCACCUGAAGUUAUUGGAGAUGAGGCAAACAGGCGAAAUUACUCGCUUUCGGCUGAGGAAAAGCUAACAUUGUACCUGCCAAGGAAGACGAAGGCUCCAUUUGCGAAUGAAGAUUUAUUUGAGGUGGAAGAAGAUGAAGACCUAGAUUUCGAAAAGGAAAAUGAGACUGAUCAUUUGAAUUUGACAGAAGAGGAAUUUGAGCCUCAUCAAGCUACGUUGCUCCCUUAUGAUCAUGUACGGAAAAGAAGUGGCUUUUCUCUAGGACGUCGUACAACGUUACCACUCUACAGUCUCGAGCUUUUGCUAUUGGAGUAUUUGUCACUAUAUUCACCUCACUUUUCUCAAGUUAUCUUGAAGGUUGCCAUAUAUGUCACAAUCACAUUGGAUCUCGUUUUGGAAGAGUAUAAUGUCAUAAGAUCCAGUUUGUUUGUGUUGGUUUUUGUUUCCCUAUGCAUAGUCUUGGCAUAUUCCAUGGGCUUUGAGCGUGAAUAA
Molecule: messenger RNA, 2130 nt
Organism: Lodderomyces parapsilosis
Lineage: Eukaryota; Fungi; Ascomycota; Pichiomycetes; Serinales; Debaryomycetaceae
Product: protein kinase
Exons: 1
Coding region: 1-2130 (709 amino acids)
Biological process (GO): protein phosphorylation
Molecular function (GO): protein kinase activity; ATP binding
Source: RefSeq, a predicted model, not a curated record